AUGGAUAUCAGAUUCUCUAUCAGCGCUCGCUCGGAGACUUCGAUUGAUCGAUCGUGGAGAACUUUUAGCCCUCAGAGAGCCCGGGUGGACAUUAUUACUCCGGACAACGUUGAAGCGGCUCGCGGCUCCGAAGUGGUAAUCUUAGCUUUCCAGCCACAGCAAUUUGUUGAGGUUUUGAAUAGCCCAACCUUGGUGGAAACCAUACGGGGAAAACUGGUUCUCUCCAUAUUGGCCGGAAUUACCUCCUUACAAGUGGCUCAGCAACUCUACAAUGCUGCAGAACUGACCCCAGAGAACCGUGUGGUACGCCUUAUACCCAGUAUGGGCACCCAGAUAAUUGAAUCAAUGACAUUGAUCGCCGACACCGCGAUCUCUACAACCUGA
This is a messenger RNA of Cladophialophora bantiana CBS 173.52, 384 nucleotides long. RefSeq lists its product as uncharacterized. Gene Ontology annotation, biological process: L-proline biosynthetic process. Gene Ontology annotation, molecular function: pyrroline-5-carboxylate reductase activity. Bases 1 to 384 code for a protein of 127 amino acids. Lineage: Eukaryota; Fungi; Ascomycota; Eurotiomycetes; Chaetothyriales; Herpotrichiellaceae. The record is from RefSeq and is a predicted model, not a curated record. The transcript has a single exon.